Messenger RNA from Umbelopsis ramanniana AG, 2326 nucleotides. RefSeq lists its product as uncharacterized. The record is from RefSeq and is a predicted model, not a curated record. NCBI's taxonomy places the organism in Eukaryota, Fungi, Mucoromycota, Umbelopsidomycetes, Umbelopsidales, Umbelopsidaceae. Gene Ontology annotation, cellular component: nucleus. Gene Ontology annotation, molecular function: nucleic acid binding; exonuclease activity. Bases 20 to 2092 code for a protein of 690 amino acids. The transcript has 7 exons.
CACCUACAAGACAGAUCACAUGCCAAAAUUCACUCCUAGAGUUGAGGCUAAGAACCCAGUGCUCCACGAUGUUACGACAAAAAAGCACAUAACGUUUGAUUUAUCUGAUUCAGAAACGGAGAAACCUGUUGCUAAACGUGCGAAGCUCGACAAACCUAAAGCUGCAAAGAAACCUAAGGAAGUGAAGAAGAAGAUGAUCCAAAUUGACCAAAAGAUCACGGUAGAAGAAAUCAAAGUCGACCAUGGUGUAAAAGUGAUUAAUGCAUCAGUAGAGGCUAAAAAGAAGGCAUCAGCAAAGGCGACAACAGCCGCAGAAACUACUGUCGAUGGUGUACUACAAGAUCAAAUUCUUCUAAAAGUCCAGAAGCGACGACAAAAGCUGAAGGAAAAAAAGAAGGCGAAGAAAAAUGGAGUAGCGACGCCAACUCUGGAAGUGGUGCCAGAGGAGCUCACGAAGCGGUUAGGGAUGGAGGAUAUUCGAGAGUAUAUUCUCUACUGCCUGGCUGAAGCGCCAGUACCUUCCUGGUUGAAAAUUGCAAACCGCGCUGCUGUUCAAAAGCUAGUUCUGGUAUACGCACAAGGCUUAGAUCUCACUUACUUUGGAUACCCUGAAAGUCGAGCAAACAUAAAACCAAUCGCAGCACUUAAUGAAAUGGAAGAACAAGCUUUGGCAAAGAAAACCCUAAAGUUUUUCACCUCACAAUUUUCACACUGUGUCGUAUCCAAGAGUUCGGGAACAAAGGGGAAGGUUCACAAUCCAAUGACGAAUCUUCUACAAUGCCCUGUGUCUCACAGCCAAAAGGAAAAGAGAGAUAAGCAGAGAGCUUCAAAUCGUGAAGCCUUUAACACAGCCGAUCAUUACAUCCUCAAGCUAGAAGACAUGAUUGCUGCAGAGUACCCAAUUCCCACCAGUCUUGACUCAACUUCCGUGCUACCAGAGGGAUGGCAUGAAACUCGACCAGGAAAGGAGCCAACACCGAAGAAAUUGAUUGCAGUUGAUUGUGAAAUGUGCGAAACUGCAUCUGGUAUGGCGCUUACUCGCGUUUCACUCAUUGACGAAGAUUCAAAUGUCAUUUUGGAUGAACUUGUCGUUCCCGAUGAACCGAUCACCAACUAUCUGACUGAAUACUCUGGUAUCACACCAGAUAUGAUGGCAGGAGUUACCACUUCACUGAGAAGAGCACAAAAACAUGUUCGCAAAUUUGUCGACCACAACGUUAUCUUGGUCGGACACGGCUUACACAACGAUUUGAAUGCAUUGAAGCUUACACAUCCAUACUGUAUUGACACCUCCAUUAUAUACCACCAUUCACGAGGACCGCCAUUCCGACCCGGUUUGAAAUGGUUAGCCACCAGAUAUUUGAAGCGAGAUAUCCAGAAUACUGACCCUAACCAUGGUGGAAGAAUUGGUCACGAUCCGCGUGAAGAUGCAACAGCGACACUAGAUCUCGUUAAGCUUAAAAUUCAACGUGGUGAAGCAUUCGGUUUGCUACAUGAUGAUACAGAAUUGAUCUUUAAUCGAAUGAAGCGAUUCCGACCCCCUCGUUUUGGCGCAAUUGUGGAAAGCUGUGAAAAAUUGAACAAACUACUUUCGGCGGCUCUUGGAAAGGAUUAUUUCCAUUGUAUCUCGGAUGAAGAGGCUGUUCAGAAGACAAUUGAAACACUGGCUGAUCACGAUUUUGUACUGUCUAAAUGGAGCGAUUUGGAAGGAAUUCGGAAGAAGGACACUGAUAACAGUUACAAUAACGGCAUUCCAUCGGUCGUGACAGCAACAAGCGGGGAGACCGUCAGCAGCGAAUUGACAAAGGCUAUGGAUCAUCUCAGCAAAUUUGAUGAGCAAUUCAAGAGUCUUUACGAUCAGUUACCUGAUAACACUGCCAUUAUCGUCAUGGGAGGUUUAGGUGAUGUCCGUGCUGUCCAAAGACUGCAAGAAAAGCAAGACUCAUACCAAGCCAUGUUCAAAAAAUACAAACUCUCAGAUAUACCAGAAAGCGACCAGUUCACAGAGAAAGAUCAAAAGCGUCUCGAACAGGAAGCGGCAAAAGCACAAAUGGGAAGCACGUUUUUCUGCAUCAAAGGCUCGCAAGAGUAAAUUCAUUUUCUUUUCACAUUCUAGCAUGUACUCAUAGACAAAAUAUAGACCAUUACGCUCGCAUAAAUGCAUAUUCUUCAUUAAUUUUUUUUUCAAUGGCAAUGGUGUACAGAUUGAGAUUUGGUCAACAUACGUUGAGCAUAAUGGUUUUUGAGCGCUCACAUAAGAACAGUAGUUUUAAUUAGAGUUUGAUAUUGAGGAGAACGUCAUUACUAACUUGAUUAGAAUGGCAUG